This is a messenger RNA of Schizophyllum commune H4-8, 1843 nucleotides long. Its product is annotated as PIN domain-like protein. Gene Ontology annotation, molecular function: 5'-3' exonuclease activity; DNA binding; 5'-flap endonuclease activity. The coding region runs from base 1 to 1791 and encodes 596 amino acids. The record is from RefSeq and is a predicted model, not a curated record. The transcript is spliced from 5 exons. Gene Ontology annotation, cellular component: cytoplasm; nucleus. Lineage: Eukaryota; Fungi; Basidiomycota; Agaricomycetes; Agaricales; Schizophyllaceae.
AUGGGAGUUCUAGGCUUGACGCCUUUCCUCCAGAAAGUCUGCCCAGAGGCUAUCCACAAGUUACCAGACCGCCUGAGGGGACUGACGGGCAAGACGAUCGUCAUCGAUGGCACGCUCAUUACACAACGCUUUCACUUCGCACCGCUCCCUCAUAGGUAUCGACACGUCUUGGGAUGGUACCGGUUGAUGCAGGAAGUGAGGGAGAGCGGCGUGAACGCGAUCUGCGUCUUCGACGGGAAGGAGCGAAGUAUGGCGAAGGCGAGGGAGGUGUCCAGGAGGCGAGAAACGCGAGCGCUAGCUAUGGCCCGCGGCGCACUGGAGGUCGAACGCCUGAGACGACUGCGUGGACUAGAACCCCUCCUCGAACGGUUCAGUCGCCUCGAUGAUGCAGAGAGAACCAGGAUUUUGGAAGCCCUCAAGGCGUCAGCCAAGCCAAUCUCUGGUCUUGACGCGCUCUCGCACGAACAAGAACUCAUCUCGGCGACUGUGGCGGCCAGCAACUCAGCAGAAACAUACACGCGCGCGGUCGAGGACUACGUGAAUCGAAUAGAGGAUGAAGAUUCCGCCGCAGGAACUUACGAUUCUGUACCCGACGUCGAAGACGUCUGGCAUGUCGCCAAUUCGCACCCUCCCGUCCGGACCCAGACUUCUGCUUUACCCCAAUCUCAGAGGACAGAGACCCUUCCUUCCCCGGAGGAUGAAGACGUCGAGCCUUUGGAUGAUCUCGAAGGCGACCCCUUGCCUGACCCCCACACCUCGCUGCCGGGUCUACUCACACAGGAACAAGAGCAUGACUUGCCUCCUUUACCUCCCGCCGAUGGCGAACUCCCCACAACCUCCGCCGUAUCACCCACCGAUAUCACAACCCUUCUUAUAUCGCUAUACCAAGAAUACCGCAGUAGCAUUCCAAAAGUGGCCGCCCUCACUGUCGCGCCAGCGACUCCCGAGAGCCAGAGCGACGCGCAGUCGGACAUGAUUAUGACCAAGGAACAAAGGCAACUCACCCUCGACGAGGGCGGCUUCUGGAAGGAGCUACAAACCUCGCGCGCUUAUUCUACCCGAGGUUCUUCUGGUUCUGCUAAGGCGAAAUCGAAAUACGCCAUCGACACCUUGAUGCAGAAGAGCGCUCUGAUGCACGCGUCUUUCGACCGUCGAGCACAUCCACCGACAGAAGCGACAUAUCGAGAAAGCAAAGAGAUACUUGCCGCGCUGGGUGUGCCGUGCGUUGACGCGACUGGCGCUUUUGAGGCGGAGGCGCUAGCUUCCGCGAUGGUCCUUGGCGGCCUUGCUGACUACGUCGUCAGCGAAGAUACCGACGUCUUGGUCUACGGCGCACCUCUCCUACGCAAUCUCAGCAACCGACAAGGACCUCUCGUCCUGCUGCCAGCGUCUCUCUGGGACCUCCUUCACCUCUCGCGCAAGGAAUACGUCGAUUUCGCUCUCCUCCUCGGGACCGACUUUUCGCAACGCAUCAAGAACGUCGGUCCCGCGCGCGCUCUCAAGUUCAUCCGCACCCACGGCAGCAUUGAGCGCAUCGUAGAUGAGGAGACGAAGUACCCGCCACGGAUACCCGUCGAGGAAUACCUGCACUCAGUCGCCGUUGCUCGUGCCAUCUUCGCGACCCUCCCGGCCCUGCCGGCACCCGAGGCGCUGCAGCAGGGCGAGAUGGAUGAAGUGCAGGUGAAUGAGGUACUGCACAAGUACGAUCUGGAGACCUACCUGCGCGACGAUGAGUGGGAUUACGACAGCGGAGUCGGUACCAGCUUCUUUGGCGAUGACCCUCGGACAUAAUUGGAGGAGCAAAAUCGCAUCGCACGUACUACAGUAUAAUACAAGUCCCAUU